UACUGAUCGCCGGUCGUCGGUAUGUCUCUGACGAAGGCCGGGUCUGCAGCUCAAUGUGGUGACGCGAAAGACGUCAGCGGGAGAAACGAGGGGAUGGAUAGCGCGGAAGAGCUGGUUUCAACGGGGAUUUCCCGCUCUUCGAGGUCCGUCCAAUCACCAACGACAUGGUGCGCGAUAGCUGACGCAAUAAUUGCGGGUACACCACAUUGGCGGCAGUCUUCAGGGAUCAUCGUGAGAAAAGUUAGAACUUGCGGGUUAUCUAAUUUCCAUACGAUGCAAAUUGUCAUCGAAGACUUCGAUUCUCUUUCCUCAAAAUUUCCCGUGAAACGAUUUGUGGCGUUGGAAGGAGAUGCAGUUGACGAAUGAUAUUAAUUCGAAAGAAAUCCACUAUUGAAAUCUUUUCAACAAUGACAUUGAAACUGUUGAAGAUCUGCAAGAGAUUUUUAUUCAAAGUUAUUAAUAGCAACACGCUCUCCGUUUGUCACCGUAAUACGAUACGAUAGAUUGUUGGAUAAAGCGUUACGAAGGAGAAAGAAAGAAAAAAGAAAAUAAAGGAUACCUUCGACGUGUUUCGUACGCAUACCAAAUUUUUCCGAGAUGCGUGCUACCUUUACGAUACCACAGGACUUUACGUGUUUCAGAACUUGAAUUCGCAAUUACAGAGAACUCCUAUGACGUCAUUCGGGGAAUGCUUUUGGCGGAUCGCUUAAAUGAGUCUAAUGCAGUGGCGAACUGGUCUUGGAAAUAACAAGAAGGACGCUGAGGGCUAAUCAAUUUAUGAUGUUUCACCGUAAGUGACCAAAUACUUUCGUGUAAAGAAUAUCAAGCUGUGUUCAUCAUUUAGAAGACGAUCUUCAUAUUUUUUCUAAGCGUCCAUGUAGAAGAAAGUUACUUUCGCCAGAUAAUUUAUUCUCUGAAACCAUGUAAUUUUUGUUUAAAACAUUUUUGUGCACAAUGAACAUUUUCUAAGAUAUUUAAGAUAUAAAUGGUCAACCUGUAUAUACAUUACCUCUAACCUAAUUUAAUCCCAGUUUGAUCUUACCUUUACCUAACCCAACCAUACUCCCAUGCAAUUUAAAAUAACUAACCUAACCUAACUACGACCAAACUCUACGCUGACCUAAUCUAAUCGUAACAUAAGUAUAUGUUGACUUAAGCUUAUACUACUUUAGUAUAGCCCCACCUUAACUCACCCUGACCUAACAUAAUACCUAAUUUGUACACACACAUUUCAGCUUUAUUGUGUUCAUACAAAGAACCAAUGUUAACAAGCUUUUUCACGUAAUAAAUCAAAUGUUGAACAGA
Molecule: messenger RNA, 1305 nt
Organism: Megachile rotundata (alfalfa leafcutting bee)
Lineage: Eukaryota; Metazoa; Arthropoda; Insecta; Hymenoptera; Megachilidae
Gene: Art3
Product: arginine methyltransferase 3
Biological process (GO): chromatin remodeling; peptidyl-arginine methylation, to asymmetrical-dimethyl arginine
Cellular component (GO): nucleus
Molecular function (GO): histone methyltransferase activity; protein-arginine N-methyltransferase activity
Source: RefSeq, a predicted model, not a curated record